Amoebophrya sp. A25 is the source of this 891-nucleotide messenger RNA. NCBI's taxonomy places the organism in Eukaryota, Dinophyceae, Syndiniales, Amoebophryaceae. The record is from the annotation of a GenBank genome assembly.
CACCUUUACUGCUUGAUACAUCCGUAUUCUCCGUGUUCGCGCUAUUUUUCUCAUCGAGACGAGUACGAGAUGAGAGAUUUCAUUUGUGUGAUCCUUAUAGAUUUGUUUCACUGACCAUCACAGUGAAACGAGUAUUGAAUGAGGGAACGCCAUUAUGAUGUGCGGACGCUGCAAGCAGUAGAUGACGUAUUAUUCUGUCUCUGUCAUCAUUCAACAUUCUUGAACCAAGAAUAUUGCAUGUGCUGUUUAUGUCAGCUUUUCUGUUUUUUCAUGUGACUUCGUGUCUUUGAUCUUCCUGACUUGGGCUUGGGCAUCCCCCAUUGGCCUACCAGAUCAGGAUCCCUGAGAAUGAGAAGUGCAGGUUCCAGUAUUUUUAUCGAUGCUGUUGCUGGAUAUUUUAAUUCGUGAUCGAUGUUCCUGUAGCAGUCGUGAUAGGUGUAGGUCAUCGUCCCGCUCUACUCUAUUCAUUACUAUUUCCAAAAUUUUGACAUGACGAUCCAAAAGCUAAGUGAGCCGCUGCUCGUUCCUGCGGGAUCUGGCAAUCCCUUUUUUGUGCAGAACAAGGCGGAACCGGUAUCUGCCGGAGGAGCUUCAGAUGAAAUUGCAAAUGUGGUGGAUAAAACUCCUGAAAGAGCGAGAAUAUCAUCACCAUCGUUGAGGCAGACUGGAACAGCGGAGCAAGCGCCACACGAUACUGAAGUUGGCUUACUAGGCAGAGACACAGGAGAUAAUGCGGCUGUUGUUGUAAACGUUCCUACAUCUGCAUCAGAUGGGUUUCCACCUCCUCCACCAGCACCUGCUCCACGAGAACUUAGAUGGUAUGACUUUCGCUGGCGGUUUCUGCUGGAAGAUACGGAAGAGGACGCGACCUUGGUGGAGGAGAGCUGGUGA